Cuscuta europaea is the source of this 1632-nucleotide messenger RNA. NCBI's taxonomy places the organism in Eukaryota, Viridiplantae, Streptophyta, Magnoliopsida, Solanales, Convolvulaceae. The record is from the annotation of a GenBank genome assembly.
GAUUUAUUCACAGCAAACACUUGAUCCUUAAAAAAACAGGUUACAAUUAGAGUUGGAAAUCUGGAAUCCCAUUCCAUCCCAAAAUUCAAACCUGUCUGCGGAUUCUACCACACUGUACAGUGAUUCUCGUUCUUUUGCCGUCCUCUCAUGACUCUUGCUCAAAGCGUUCGAUAAUUCAUUGCAAUUCCAGUGCCAUGCUCAAUCUAGCUGAAUAUCCAACCCAGUCAAGGUGCCGCGGAUUCUUCCGCCAGACCAUUCCAUCAAAAACCCCUCUUACCCGAUUCCAAUCGCCCUCAACUGCAGUGACCCGACCCACAUUCUGCUCUCUUCAGUGGAAAUCACGAACUGGAUUACCCUCAAACGCCUUAAACAAUCAACAAGGUGCUGGAAGUCAUCUUCUUGAAACGAAGAAUAUCGAUGACGCACAUGGCUUCGAAGACGACGAUGGUGACGAUGAUGAUGACGAGGAUGAGGACGACGACGAGGAUGGCGUGUUUGUUCCUGUGAGGAAUAUGAAUGACUGGGUUGAAACUAAACCUCGAGGGUUCGGAGAAGGGAAAACGUACGAUACUUCGGUUGAAGAGAAGCUGAUGAAAGAGAUUGAGCAAAGUAGGAGAGCGCAGCUUGUUAAUGUCAACAAGCUGAAGAACAAUCCUGUAAAUCCAGGUUCCAAGAAAAACCAGAUCCACCAAGAAGAAGCAUACUGGAGUUCCUUUUUGCAGCAUCAACCCACACUCGUGUACGCUUGAUCAACCUUCCUAAGAAAAGGAACAUCCACAGAGAUCUAAAUUUGGCUUUCAAAGGAUUACCUGGAAUUAUUGACAUAGUCCCACUCGUUUCUGGAAACCGUAAGACUAGGGACCCUAUUUGCAAAGGCACUGCUCUCAUUUAUUUUAAGUCUGAAGAUGGAGCACAGAGAUUUGUAGAAGCUUUCUCAGGGAAGAGCAUAGAUUUUGGUAAAGUUCAGAAGCAUAUAAAAUGUGAGACUGUAUCUGGCCCCUCCAGCCCCAAAAACGUACAAUUAACCGAUGAAAGUAGUCAUGAUGAUUCCAAUAUCUCAGAAGCCGAUUCUGAUGGAGAAGCUUCUGUAACUUUUAACUUGUGCGACAAACAGAUUAGUUCAAGUGAAGAAGGGGUUGGAAGCAAUUUAUCCUUGUCUGCUAUCCAUCAAAAGAAAAUAGAAGUAAAUGAGAAGAAGAAGAAGAAAAGAGCUAAACUAAAGAAAGAGAAGUCAUCAAAUUCAAACAUUCCUGGAUCUGCUAGGAGGCUAAAGAUCAGAGAGAAAGCUCAGCUUACUGGAGUUCUCUCCAAAUAUGGAUCGAACAUUCCUGCAUGCCAGACAUAACAAGCUCACUGAUGACUGAUGGGACAGCAUGAGGACAUUAUCUAACUAACCUCUAUAAGUACUAAACCACCCCUAACCCCUCACCAAUUAUGCACUUGGUUUCAUUAGUGUGCCUUUGUUGUAUCAUAAUCAAUAUCUAAGUGCUUGUUUGGUUUGAGGUUUCAGAGGGAAAGGGAUGAUAAAUUUUUAUUUUACUGAUUUAUUUUACUGAUUCAUUUGUCUUUUAGUUUUAAACUUGAAAUAACUGUGUGAUUAAUUAGAUCAUGUGUUUCUAUAGUAGUUUUUAU